UAUUGUACCGAGGGAGGGCGGUCUCGCCAUUGCUUUGACGGAGAAGCUGGAAGAUAUGGUCACCAUUGUAUUUCUGCCUUUGUAUUUUACCUACUCAGGGCUGAACACUAAUCUUGGACUCCUUGAUGACGGUCGGUAUCACUUGGGCUUUUACAAUGCCAUCAUAUGCCUUGCAUUCUUGGGCAAGUUUGGUGGAUGUACAAUUGCCUCAAGGUUGUCUGGUUUCAGCUGGCGUGAAGCCAGUACAAUUGGAGCACUCAUGAGCUGCAAGGGUCUCGUAGAGUUGAUCGUGCUUAAUGUCGGUCUCUCCGCUGGCAUUUUGUCUCAGAAACAUUGUAUCCUCCAGAACGGCGUGUAUCGCCACUUCGGUGGAGCUCCGCCCCAGAUUCGCGACGAGGAGGGUGAUGCAGACAAGAAAUCUCUUGUGAACGAGGAACAGCCCUGGCGGUAUCGCUUUACCGUCGUUCUCGACAAACUCGAACAUAUGCCAUCCAUGAUGGCCCUCACGCAGCUCGCCCGUCCUCCUGUACCGGAUUUCUCCUCGCUCACUACCGCUGUGUCCAUGUCUGCUGCAUCUGACCCAGCCCCGUUGAAGUACAAGAUGCCCGAAGUGAGCAUCAGUGCACUCCGCCUCAUCGAGCUCUCGGAUCGUCCGUCGGCGGUGAUGAAAUCAUCCACUACAGAUACGCUUAUCCAUACCGAUCCGCUCCUGGGCAUAUUCCGCAUGUUUGGAGAACUGAAUGAUUUGCUCGUGUCGACAUCGCUCACCAUCGUGCCGCAUGACGAUCUUGCUUACAACGUUGUGGAUCACGCCAAGCGAAAUGCAUCCCAGCUCAUACUGCUCCCGUGGUUGCCACCUUGCGCUGGGACGAUGCUGAAACAAGCGAAGGCGCAACGCCACGGCGAGAAAAGUUGGACCACAAUCCUUUCGAGGCUAUUUUCGGCACAUCAAGAGAUAAUCUACAUCUACCGUCCACUCGCAGUUUAUGUCGCCCUGUUUGUCGAUCCUGGAAAUCAUAUCAACACGUGUGCGGGGACAGGCGGCUCGUAUCACGUCUUUUUCCCGUUCUUUGGCGGUCCUGAUGACCGCCUUGCGCUGGAAUUUGUGGUGCAGCUCUGUGCGAACCCAAAGAUCAAUGCAACGGUGCAUAACCUGGUCACGAUAUGCGGGCCGCAAUCUAUCAGAUUCGGAUAUACUGGGCCGUUGCGUGUUGCACUUUCGCGGAUCAAUUUCACAAACCUUGCAUCCCCUGUCCCGCUGCACGCUGCGAUCCAGCGCGCAUCAAUGUGUCAGCGGGUGUUGGUUGUCGCUGGACGGUCGAAGCGAUUGGCAGUGGAGAACCAUCAUGCUGAGUUGAAAGAUCUGGUGGAGGAGUAUAGGGUGGUGGGGCAUGAGGUGACAAGUAAGACGAUUGGGGAUGUGGCAACUGCGUUCGUGGUGUCUGGGUGCGCGACUGCGAUGGUUGUGCUGCAGGCUGCGAAUAUGGGGAUGGAGUAG
Molecule: messenger RNA, 1498 nt
Organism: Suillus subaureus
Lineage: Eukaryota; Fungi; Basidiomycota; Agaricomycetes; Boletales; Suillaceae
Product: Sodium/hydrogen exchanger family-domain-containing protein
Exons: 7
Biological process (GO): proton transmembrane transport
Cellular component (GO): membrane
Molecular function (GO): antiporter activity
Source: RefSeq, a predicted model, not a curated record